ACAUAUACAUUUUCACAAUCUUUAAACAUCUUUAAAUUGUUAUCGCCCAUAAUUGCCUGGUCGCCUUAUUGAUUAGCAGUUCAGAUAGCCCCCGUAUCAGUUAACUGUGCGUUAAAAAGCCAUAUUAUUGACAUUCUCCCACUCAGUUUGUUUUUCCUGACGGCCCGUGAAGUUCGCACAGUUUACAAAUGCACAGUGUGAAGAGUAAUCGAGACUGAAAAACUAAUAACUAAAUUAAAUCAAGUGACUACUACUUAUGAAAUUAUAGUGAUAAAAAAAUUAAGCUUCCGUGUCCACAGCAAAGUUAUUGAAGAGACAUACACUUGAGUGGUAAAAAAAAAUGACAGACCUAAAGGAGAAGAAUAUACUGGAUACCCGCGAUGCCAUUGGCAUGUCCUUAGAGCAGCUCACAUUCGACACCGAGCUAAAUGGCGUGCCGCCAGCCUAUAUGCCCACCAUCACAACAGUGGCAGCAGAAAAAGAAGAGCCAGAUGAGCCCUCUCCGGAAGAUCCACUUAAACCGCAAGCGAAACGAAAAGUUCGAAGAAGGAUAAUUUCCAUGGAAUUACCAGUCUUUUUGAUAUUUCUGUCCCUUAUGUUAGCCGGUCCGGUGAUGCUAAACCAAGAACUAUAUCAAACCUGUGUUGCUGUAUACAACUACACUGAGCGUGAGUGUGAGCCGCUAAGGGGUAUUAUACCGAAAACAGAUGAGGCAAAGGCUAUCGAAAAACACAUUCAACCCUACGUUGCCCGCAUCACCAUGACAUAUUCAAUAUUACACAAUGUAUGGCCGGGUAUUCUGGUGCUUUUCAUUGGCCCUUGGUCUGAUAAAUUCGGGCGCCGACCAGUGCUGUUGGUCAGUUUUACGGCUUAUUUCACCGGUCACAUGAUUAUGGCGACGUUGGUAUAUUUUUCCAAAGCGCUGACGCUGAAUCCCUGGUUCUAUUUGCUAGGUGGCAUACCAUCUACGCUGGUUGGCGGCGGUUGUGCGAUGACCACUAUUAUGUUUUGUUACAUAUCUGAUAUUUCGGAUAUGGAGAAUAAAGCGAAAAGAAUGUUCUUUGUGGACGUUGCUAUGGGUCUGGGCGUCGUGCUCGGCAACGUCGUAAGCAGCUAUUUGCUGAAACAGACGAAUGUUACCACGGUCUGUUUGACAUCAGCCACUCUGGUGCUUAUCGGCUUGUUGUAUAUAUACUUUUUCGUAGAUGAAAGUUUGGAUGUGGAAAAGAGUUCGGUAUCGCUUAAGGCGAAGAGUUUCUUCGAUAUCAGAUUAAUUAGAGAUCUCGUAAAUACUUGUGUGGCAAAACGUCCGAAUUAUGGCCGCGCCAUUAUUGGUUGUACCAUUUCAGUCUUCAUGGUAACGAGUUUCAUAAUGCACGGCGAACACGGUAUUUUCUAUUUAUUCCUCCGCACCAGGUUCAAUGUGACCUUACAGCAAUUCACCUACUACAAUGCCACUGUCAUCACAAUUAAAAUGACCGGCUGUGCGCUUACCUUUGUGGUAUUUAGAAAACUCUUCUCACUACCCUACGCUGUAAUUGCCAUGAUGGGCUUCGCCGGCAGCUUUAUGGAUCAUCUUGCACGUGGUUUGGCCGACAGUUUCUGGCAAAUGUAUAUGGCCUGCGGCUUAGGAAUCAUGUCUGGCAUAACGACGCCAAUGUUGCAGGCAAUACUCUCAACAACGGUGCCAUCAAAUGAACUUGGUAAAGUGUACUCUCUGGCUUCUUGUACGCAAACCCUUUCACCUUUAAUAUCUGCGCCCUUGUAUACAUACGUUUAUAAUCGCACGCUGAAUUUCAAUCCUGGUUUAUUCAAUUUUAUCAGCACCGGACUUUUCGUGGAGUGUUUCUGUGCUAUGUUCGUAAUCAACGUUUUCCAACGAAGAGUUGCUAAAAGAUCAAAAGAUGCUGAAACAGAAAAGGGCGCAAUGGAAAAAGUAGAAAAGGCGGAAACUUAAAAUAGACUCACACGAGUUGUAGACUAUUAAGCACAAAAUUAAAAAUUUAUUAUUAUUAUUAUAAUUAAGUACAGUAUUAAAAUUAGAUAAUGGUAUAUGAUUUAUAGUCUUAAUGCAAAAAAAAAAUAAUUAUUUUUCAAUUCAAUAUAUAAAAGAUAUUUUUUAGAGCAGAAUAUCGAAAAAUACCCGAAUGAGUCCAUCAGUCAUCGCGCGUAAUAAUCGAGUCUGUACCCAUCCGCUUUAUGGAAGAUCAUCCGAAAUGAUCUUGCUUAACGAGUUUACAAAAUCCAACUUGUGCAAUAAUUGAUGCCGAACGAUCAUCAAUAACGUCGCACGCUCGGCGAAUGGCCCUGAAACGGAGUGAUGAUACCUUGUUGAAGCAGGCCAUAAUGUUGCAGUCAAAGGGAAACCCUAUAGAGCCAUGUCGGAUUGGUAGGUUCCAACGUGACGGCGUUACAUGCCGUUUAGAAAAUUUAUUGGAAAAAAAAUUUUAUUGGGCGCAUUAUUUCUCGUGAUCUUACGAUUUAACACUUCCGGACUUUGCUUUGUGAGGUUAUGUGAAGUUGUUUGUCACACAGACAAGCCAGAUACGAUUGACUCUUUGGAAGGGCAUAUUCGGCUCGUUAUUGGCGGCAUACGGCCUUAAUUGUCAAUGAAAUUUAUCUUCAUAUGUAAAUUUUAUUUAUUUAAGAUUUUCAUUGUAUAUGUAUGUAUAUUUAUAGAGGUAUAUUCACUAAAAUAAGCCUCAUUACAAUAGACUUACUCUUAACUACAUUUAAUCUCUUCUUUUGUGAAUUAUUUCCAAAUAAGCCAAAACACAUAUACAGGUAUAUACGUGUACAUACAUACAUAAGUGAAUAAGUAUAUCUUUUUAAGAAACGUGUGUAAUCGUUUAAAUAAAUAGUGAAUACUGAUAAACUUUCGUAUCUACAAGUA
Ceratitis capitata (Mediterranean fruit fly) is the source of this 2893-nucleotide messenger RNA. Its product is annotated as proton-coupled folate transporter. Gene Ontology annotation, molecular function: transmembrane transporter activity. The transcript is spliced from 9 exons. Gene Ontology annotation, biological process: transmembrane transport. Gene Ontology annotation, cellular component: membrane. The coding region runs from base 341 to 1957 and encodes 538 amino acids. Lineage: Eukaryota; Metazoa; Arthropoda; Insecta; Diptera; Tephritidae. The record is from RefSeq and is a predicted model, not a curated record.